Dreissena polymorpha is the source of this 1152-nucleotide messenger RNA. Its product is annotated as 40S ribosomal protein SA-like. The record is from RefSeq and is a predicted model, not a curated record. The transcript is spliced from 6 exons. Gene Ontology annotation, molecular function: structural constituent of ribosome. Bases 159 to 1076 code for a protein of 305 amino acids. Gene Ontology annotation, biological process: ribosomal small subunit assembly; cytoplasmic translation. NCBI's taxonomy places the organism in Eukaryota, Metazoa, Mollusca, Bivalvia, Myida, Dreissenidae. Gene Ontology annotation, cellular component: ribosome; cytosolic small ribosomal subunit; 90S preribosome.
UUUCAAUUCAUUUUGGUUUUCCGCUAGACUCUCAAAACGGGAACCAACACUCGCCUCUAAUAUUGCACGUGUACACCCCGUUUUCUUCCUUUUCAUGUCGGACUCCAUUCGGCAUCACUUCUAAACGUUGAUCACCGUAACUCUCGAUCAGCACCAAGAUGUCCGGAGGCAUUGACGCUCUUGCUCUUAAAGAGGAAGAUAUCACCAAAUUCCUAGCAUGUUCAACACAUCUAGGAGGAACCAAUGUUGAUUUUCAGAUGGAACAGUACAUGUUCAAGAGGAAGCCUGAUGGUGUUUACAUCAUUAACCUAAGGAAAACCUGGGAGAAGCUGCUCCUUGCUGCUCGAGCCAUUGCUGCCAUUGAGAACCCUGCAGAUGUGUGUGUGAUCUCUGCCAGGCCAUAUGGUCAGCGUGCUGUUCUCAAGUUUGCCUCUGCUGUGGGUGCUACACCCAUCGCUGGCAGGUUUACUCCAGGAACCUUCACUAACCAGAUCCAGGCUGCUUUCCGUGAGCCCCGCCUUCUGGUCGUAACUGACCCAAGAACUGACCACCAGCCAGUGACCGAGGCUUCAUAUGUGAACAUCCCGGUCAUUGCCCUCUGCAACACUGACUCACCACUGAGGCAUGUGGACAUUGCCAUCCCAUGUAACAACAAGGGACCCCAGUCCAUUGGUCUGAUGUGGUGGUUGCUGGCUCGUGAGGUGCUCAGACUGAGGGGAACCAUCAGCAGAGAACACCCCUGGGAUGUCAUGGUGGACCUGUACUUCUACAGGGACCCUGAAGAGGCUGAGAAGGAAGAACAGGUUGCCACAGCUGACAAGACUGCGGCCAAGGACGGAGACCAGUGGGCCCCAGACGCUGGACCCACCAUGCAGUCAGCCCCGGAGGUCACAGACUGGUCUGCUGAGCCUUCCAUGCCCUCCCAGUCUAUGGGUGGUCAGUUCAUGGCCUCCCAGGCCCCAGUGGAGGACUGGUCGGCUCCUGCUGAUGACUGGUCCAAGCAGGUGCCCGCUACUGGCGGCGCUGCACCAGCCACGGCUAAUUGGGGUGGCGACUCUGUGGAAAACUGGAGCUAGACACUUAGCAUGUUAGCAUGGACAUUGUUCACUGGAGCAUCUGGAAAGUGUUGAAAAAUAAAUUUUCCAAAUAAAA